Ficedula albicollis (Collared flycatcher) is the source of this 2369-nucleotide messenger RNA. RefSeq names its product protein IWS1 homolog. The coding region runs from base 1 to 1497 and encodes 498 amino acids. The transcript is spliced from 3 exons. NCBI's taxonomy places the organism in Eukaryota, Metazoa, Chordata, Aves, Passeriformes, Muscicapidae. The record is from RefSeq and is a predicted model, not a curated record.
AUGACCUGGGGCGACCCGGGGAGGAGCUCGGGGAGUCACCCAGAGGGUGAGGCGACACGGCUCGAGGGAUGGCACGAACUCCAGCGCUCGCACAAGGUGGCCAAGUGCUCCUGGCGUUGCCCUGAGCUGACCAGCGGCUACUCGCUGCCCCUCCGAGGGGUCACCGAGUGUCCCCCGCAGCAGAGCGUGGCUCAUUCCUUCCUGCAGGAGUACCUGGCCCCGCACAGGUGCUCCAAGGGGUACCCGACGCAGGAAUUUGUCACCUGCUCGUGCGCGGAGCAGCGCCUGAGCUGCGCCACCAAGGCCACCAAGGAGUGUCCCCCGCUCAGGGAGGUGGCCAAGGGCACCAAGGAGUGUCCCCCGCUCAGGGAGGUGGCCAAGGGCACCAAGGAGUGUCCCCCGCUCAGGGAGGUGGCCAAGGGCACCAAGGAGUGUCCCCCGCUCAGGGAGGUGGCCAAGGGCACCAAGGAGUGUCCCCCGCUCAGGGAGGUGGCCAAGGGCACCAAGGAGUGUCCCCCGCUCAGGGAGGUGGCCAAGGGCACCAAGGAGUGUCCCCCGCUCAGGGAGGUGGCCAAGGGCACCAAGGAGUGUCCCCCGCUCAGGGAGGUGGCCAAGGGCACCAAGGAGUGUCCCCCGCUCAGGGAGGUGGCCAAGGGCACCAAGGAGUGUCCCCCGCUCAGGGAGGUGGCCAAGGGCACCAAGGAGUGUCCCCCGCUCAGGGAGGUGGCCAAGGGCACCAAGGAGUGUCCCCCGCUCAGGGAGGUGGCCAAGGGCACCAAGGAGUGUCCCCCGCUCAGGGAGGUGGCCAAGGGCACCAAGGAGUGUCCCCCGCUCAGGGAGGUGGCCAAGGGCACCAAGGAGUGUCCCCCGCUCAGGGAGGUGGCCAAGGGCACCAAGGAGUGUCCCCCGCUCAGGGAGGUGGCCAAGGGCACCAAGGAGUGUCCCCCGCUCAGGGAGGUGGCCAAGGGCACCAAGGAGUGUCCCCCGCUCAGGGAGGUGGCCAAGGGCACCAAGGAGUGUCCCCCGCUCAGGGAGGUGGCCAAGGGCACCAAGGAGUGUCCCCCGCUCAGGGAGGUGGCCAAGGGCACCAAGGAGUGUCCCCCGCUCAGGGAGGUGGCCAAGGGCACCAAGGAGUGUCCCCCGCUCAGGGAGGUGGCCAAGGGCACCAAGGAGUGUCCCCCGCUCAGGGAGGUGGCCAAGGGCACCAAGGAGUGUCCCCCGCUCAGGGAGGUGGCCAAGGGCACCAAGGAGUGUCCCCCGCUCAGGGAGGUGGCCAAGGGCACCAAGGAGUGUCCCCCGCUCAGGGAGGUGGCCAAGGGCUCGCCGGUUCUCGAGGGGAUCAAGGUCAGGAGCUGCUCCGCGCAGCACCUGAGCAAGUCCCGCUGUGGUCACCAUCGCUCCCGGGGGGCCCCGCGCCCCUCCCGCCUGGCCCCGGCUCCGGCCAAGCGCUCCGGACACCCCAAAAAAAGUCGCAGCGCGUCCAGGUGGCUCUGGUGAGGGAGGGGAGGGGACAGCCGGGGAUGCGAAGGGGGAUGGGGACCAGGAAUGGGAUGAUUGCCCCCGUCCUUGGAGCAGAGAUUUCGGGUGAUCCCCCCCUCCUUUGAGCCGAAGUUUGGGGUGAUUUCCCCCUCCUCGGAACCCAAGGUUGGGGUGAUUCCCUGCUCCAUGGAGCCGGAGUUUGUGGUGAUUCCCUCCCCUCCAUGAAAUCGAAGUUUGAGGUGAUUUCCCCCUCCAUGAAAUCGAAAUUUGGAGGGUGAUUUUUGAGGGUGAUUUUCCCCUCCAUGAAGCUCAGGAUUGGGGUGAUUUCCCCGUCCUUGGAGCAGAGAUUUGGGGUCGUCCCCCCCUCCAUGGAGCCGGAGUUUGGGGCGAUUCUCUGCUCCAUGGAACUGAAAUUUGGGGUGAUUUCCCCCUCCUUGGAACCCAAGGUUGGGGUGAUUUCCCCCUCCGUGGAGUCAAAGUUUGGGGUCAUCCCCCCCUCCUUUGAGCCGAAGUUUGGGGUGAUUCCCCCUCUCCAUGAAAUCGAGGUCUGCAGUGAUCUCCCUCUCCAUGGAGCCGAAGUUUGGGGUGAUUUCCCCUUCAUUCGAGCUGAAGUUUGGGGUGAUCCCCCUCCAUUCCCAGUCCUGCCCCCCAAGCCUGGUUCUACCCCAUAUCGUGCCCCUGUUAAACUCACAGAGCCAAUCCCCCGUUUCAUUCGACCCCAAAUUCGGAUUUUUCAGCACCGGGAAGGUGUCGGGGAGAGGUUGAGGAGCUCUGAGCCACUUGGAACCUCAACCCAACGCCUUGGUGACAACGUUUGCGCCCUGUUUUUAUUCUUGUGGGAUCAAUUCUACUCCGGUUGUGCCACUCGCAUUAAACUCAGGUUGCAGCUG